This is a messenger RNA of Colletotrichum destructivum, 2500 nucleotides long. Its product is annotated as Putative Clr5 domain-containing protein. The record is from RefSeq and is a predicted model, not a curated record. The transcript has 4 exons. NCBI's taxonomy places the organism in Eukaryota, Fungi, Ascomycota, Sordariomycetes, Glomerellales, Glomerellaceae. Bases 1 to 2448 code for a protein of 815 amino acids.
AUGGAAGAAUCACACCAUCGACUGGUGUCCGGGUUCGAUCUUCUGCAUAUCCCAUAUGACGAGCGCUGGGAGCACCUCAAGCCCAUCAUCGUGGAGGCUUACCUUGGCAAGAAUGGCUCUGGCAAACCUUUGACAAUCCCGAAGCUCGCCGAAUUCAUAAAGAAGAACCAUGGGUUCAGUGCAGAGGUCCAUCAAUACCGACAUCGCCUGCACAAGUGGGACAUCCGAAAACGAACCACCACACAAGAGAAGGACGACAUUGUGGCUGUUGUUGGCAAACGCAGUCGCGCCGGUGCGAGUACUUCCGCUGUGACCAUUCAUCAAGGAGGCUUGAUGAAGGAAGUAGACAAGAAGCAGCUGAAGAGACAAGCCGACCACCCGUCGCCCUUUGGCCCAAUAACGACCACUCCUCGUUACCUGAAUGUCGGCAGCCCCGAAGCAACCACACCAGGUGGGCCGGCGCCCGAUUUGACCCCCACGGCUGCUUUGAUCACGCAAAAGACUUUGCAGGAUCGUUCGAACUUGCUUCUGCAAGGCCGCCGAGAAGAGCUUCUGAGCAGAUGUAACGAGAGUGACCGAAGAAUCAUUUCUGGAUGGCUUCACGAUUACUGGAUGCAUUCCUACCUUACAGCCAAGUUCUGGGGCAGAGGACCACAACAGUGGACUGCUGGGUUGGUGUCGGAGGUUACCCUCGUAGGAAACAACUUGGAAACUCCUCCGAACUUCUCAUCGCCAGCCGGGUGGUUCCCUGCCCCCUCUCCGCGCACAUCUGAAAUCCCACAACCGACCAGUCUAUGCCGGUGGGUGAUUCAUUACGAAGAAGACAGUGACCUCGAGUAUGAAACCGAAGAUUCUUCACCUAUCGAGACGCAAGCCGAAUUCGAACUGCGUGAUGAAUCUUCAUGGACCCCUUGGCCAGCCGCCGAAACACAGAAUCGCACUCUACAAAGCGCCAUGGAGGAGUCUUUCACGCGGAGCCAGUUCAGUGCAACUUCGGUUGACGAACUACCACUCUCCAACGAGUUCAUCGCCCAGGCCGUCUCCAAAUCCCCUAAAGAGCUCGCGUUAGACUCGCUUGCCUUUGCCAUCAUGUCGGGCAAUCUAGAGUCUGUCUCCAAUUUGUUGGAAUCGGGCUGUGGAAUUGAUAUCGGAACUAUCCACCCUUACCAUCUGGCAGCCUCUAUCUUGGAUGGCGGUCAUACCUGUUGCAAAGUAAUGAACGAUCUCAUUCGACUUCUAGACGACCAUCCAAUUGCGCUUAACAACAUCGAUUCCGAUGGACAUACCGUCCUUGAUAGCCUCCUGAUCUCAAUUCUUCGGUCACACACGAACCUGGCCCCCUUCGAGGUUAGCACAAGCUUCAAUCAUCGCACGAGAUUCCCCGGAGAAGAGAGAGACAUCUGCGGCCGGUGGGAUGCCGACUCACCGACAGUGCGGCGAUUGCACAAAGAAGGACACGCUCGUAUCCCUCAGCAAUGGAAACACAACUUCUGCCACAGCAGUGUGCAGGCAGUGUGUCACAGCAUGCUGUCAAUCUAUGUUCCAUCGUCAGCGCCAAAGAUCGAUACCCUUAGUGGCCUCUUUCGACGUCGUUGCACCGAGUGUGGUCUUGAAUUGAAGUUGGGACCACUCCACGUGCUUGUCAUUGUUGCAUUCUAUCUUGCACAGCGUGGUAUGGAUGGCGAGACACUUUUUGGGGCAGUGGCAUGCGCAGUUUGCCUGCUGGUCCUUGGGGCUGAUGCGAACCUGAAAGCAGAACUGUCUGUGGCAGAACUUCUCAACUCUGCCGAAGACAAUGGCUGUAGGCAUCAUCCCAUUACUGCUGCUGGGCUUGCGGAACAGGUUCCUCAGUCAAUGAUUGAUACUUGGUCACCAUCUUGUCAAACUGGCUGGAAAUGUCUGUCCUUGGUCCUUCACCGAUCAACCGCAUUAUACCCUCAGCGCCCAGGACUGCGACGAGAACAACAAUCCACGAUGGUCAAUAGUGGGCUACAAAGCUACUACGAUAACGGCCGCUACAAUUUUGACCUUGAAUUCAUGACCUCAGAGGGUUGGGAAGAAGUCAGUGAUGGGGAUUUGUUCGACUGUGAACUUGUCGACGAUCACGAGCACUUUGAAUUACCUUGCAUGCAAGACUUGGGUGUCCUAUGGGCGUCAAUCCAGACAGAAUUGCUUACCUGGAGAAAGAUCACCAGUCUUGAUCCGGACAUCUCAGAAAACUUUCAAAUGGUUUUCUUGGAAAGAUGGCUCAAGGGGGAAACAGAAGGUUUUCAAACACCUUUGGUCGAGGACCGGUUGAUGAGAGAGCAUUCAAAAUGUGGUUGGUUUGGGAAUAUCUUAGUGCCCACCGCGUCUGGUGUUUCUGCACGCUAUUUCAUGAACAUGGACGUUUGGGUAAGGACUAGUUUUGUCGACACCAUGGUCCCUAUAGGGUGUAAGCGUUAUUAAUAUCUAGAACUUCACUCUCUACUUAGCUAAGUAGAAAUAAGCAUUAACUAGC